AUGGGAGAUAGAAAAGGAGAUGUUAGAAUAUAUGUCAUCUCUACUUUUUUCUUUGCAUGCACAAUUGGAGGAGGAAUCUUCCUUUGCAUAUACAUAUUCCUACCGGAUUCCGAAGCUGUACCGGAGUAUCUCUAUGCAGGCAUGACAUUAGUAGCAAUUCCAUGGCUAUCUUGGUUUCUCAUAUUUAUAUAUAGAUGCAUUAGGCCUCUUCAUGUCAAAUCUGAUGAACACCAUAAUAAUAACAAUCGUAGCGGUAAUAAUCCUGCAAUUUGGACACCAAAAGCUACACAAACAGAUGUUCCUCCUGUUGUUACCAGCCCUUCUGGUGCAAAAUCACCUGUUCAUUCCCCUGGUGGUGGAGAGCGUCAUGUUCAAUUCGGUGCGGUUGUGGAGAUGGGGAAUGGAAUUGGUGGUGGCGGCGAAGAACACCAUCAUAAUGAAGAUCAUGAGUCCAAGGAAGAACAAGAAAAACCAACAUUGGUAAUGGUUGAGCACUAG
Messenger RNA from Trifolium pratense (red clover), 498 nucleotides. RefSeq lists its product as uncharacterized. The transcript has a single exon. The record is from RefSeq and is a predicted model, not a curated record. The coding region runs from base 1 to 498 and encodes 165 amino acids. Lineage: Eukaryota; Viridiplantae; Streptophyta; Magnoliopsida; Fabales; Fabaceae.